Molecule: messenger RNA, 4877 nt
Organism: Notolabrus celidotus (New Zealand spotty)
Lineage: Eukaryota; Metazoa; Chordata; Actinopteri; Labriformes; Labridae
Gene: stk11ip
Product: serine/threonine kinase 11 interacting protein
Exons: 26
Coding region: 145-3864 (1239 amino acids)
Biological process (GO): intracellular protein localization
Cellular component (GO): cytoplasm
Molecular function (GO): protein binding
Source: RefSeq, a predicted model, not a curated record
GAUUAAGAGGUGAGACUGUGCGCUCUGUUUCUUUAAGAGGACAGCAUGGCUUCCUUCAGCUGGAUUCACCACCAUUGUCAUACAAUUCAACAGGAUUGAAGCAAGAAAGUGCUACCCAGCUUCUUCCUGAUUCCAUAGACUUCCAUGAACAAACCUGAGCUGAGCCUGGACCCACAAAGACGUCAACAAGACAGAGCCUUUGGGAUGGCUGUCCCCCAGAAUGGUCAGUCCUCCCUCGUCCAAAGCUUGGCCACACUCCUGCGUAAUGAUGGCGACCUGGUGUUGGACGGCAGCAGCACCCUGACGUUGCCGGCCACCACCUUGCAGCAGCUGACCCGGCUGUUCGAGCAGUACCUGCUGUCAAGGAGCCAGGCGCAUGGCUUCCUCGCACUGCCCUCACACCCUGCAGACACCACCUCGCUGCUGCAGCUGCAGUUUCUGUUUGAUGUCCUGCAGAAGACCAUCUCCCUCAAGCUCAUCAACCCUCCAGCAGAGAGGCUCCAGUCUGUGGUCAAAAUCUUCCCGUUCAAGUCGUUGAAGUGUUUGGAGCUGAAGCGAGUCCCUCCUCACUGCCUGGAAGGACUCAGAGGAGUUUACUCCCAGCUGGAGAUCUUCACGUGUUCAAAGAGCCUCAGCUCCCUGGAGGAGCUGCUCUCCCUGUGUGGCGGCGACCUCAGCUCUGCGCUGCCUUGGCUGGAGCUGCACACCCUCAACUUCAGCUACAACUCCAUCGUCUGCCUUGACCAGUCACUAAGUUUACUGAACGUCCUGAAGUCGUUAGAUUUAAGCCACAACAAGAUCCAGGAGUGUGCAGAAUUCCUAAAGCCUCUGAGUGAACUGGAACACUUAAACCUGGGCUACAACUGCCUGCAGAGGGCGCCAACGCUCGGCCUGAGCGCCAGAGCCAAACUCCUCACACUCAACCUCAGGAAUAACGAGCUGGAGACCAUAAACGGCGUGGAGCAGUUAUCGUCUCUCCAGCACUUGGACCUGGCCUACAACCUGCUGCUGGAGCACUCCCAGCUGGCUCCGCUGUCCCUUUUGCACAGCCUCAACACACUGAACCUAGAGGGAAACCCACUCGUCUUCCAGAAGUCGCAUCGCAACUGCACAGUCCGACAUCUCUCCCCAAAGGCCGCCAACCACAGACUCAGACUGGAUGGCACCCCGCUGUCUUCAUCUGAGAUAUCAGUAAGUCUGUCAGUCAGUGUGUUAAAACCUCAGCUGGUGAAUCCAAGCAUCUUUUGUUUUUGUCAUCUGACAAUAAACCUCCAUGUUCAGGUUCUGCCAAAACAAGGUCAGCUGAUCGUCCAGGUGCAGCCUUCACCUCAGGUCUCCAGACCACCUGAGAGGACCAACCAGGAGGCGUCGAGUGGCGGCGGAGAGCUGAGUGACAGCAUGUCGGUCGGGGAGGUGGGAGUGUCGAGGAUCCGGAAGAAGAAAUCCAGGAGUAAGGUGAGAGUGCGGAGAGCCAGCAUAUCAGAGCCUAGUGAUACAGACUACGAGUCCAGACCUCUCCCCUCCUCGCAGGGUAUCGUCCUUCCCCACCAGCAGGAGAUCGAGCGCAUGUCCAGCUUCAGAGACCAGAUGGGUGAAGACUGGCUGAGGUACCAGCACCAUCUAGACGGAGCUCCCCCAUCUUCAGACUCCUACCAGCCCCUCCAAAACGGCCUCAACGCCACCCCAUGUCCCUCCACCAGCAACGGGCCUCAGCCGUCCCUGGAAGUCCCAGAGGUCCUCCCCCCUCCGCUGCUCUCGUCCGAGCCCAAGUUGGAGACGUUGGACUUGGACGUGGACCUGGACCUGGAAACGGAGUCCACGCUGCAGUGGGCUGGUCACAGCUCUCGGCUCACAGAGUCCACGCUGGAGGAGAGUGUGGUGGAUGGACCGGGGAUGAGCCAGGGAAGUGCCAGCAUAGGUGAGCCGAGUCCAGAGUCCAUGAAGUCGGCCAGGAGGGAGAGUAGAGACACCAAAGAAGACGAAGAGGAGGAGGAUCUCGGAGUGGACCUGUGUCACCCUUUGCUGGUGGGCGUCCUGUCUGACAAAGAAGAGGAAGAUGCAGGAGGUGACAAAGAGAAGAAGAGGAAGAGGAGGGAGGUGUUCCUGCGGGUCAAACAGGGUCUGGUGCUGGAGGUGGACAUGCAGCGAGGACGGGAGAGAUGCCGGCUGGAGCUGGGCAGCCUGGCGAGGGUGCAGACCACAGAGGCUGCGUGGACCAGAGGGGAGACGGAGGAGAUGCUUCCAGCUGUGGAGCUCCAGUUCGACUACAUCAGCAGGGAGAAGAGAUGGAGACGCUACGUCCUGCUGGAUGACGACCCACAGCAGGCCCUGCAGGCUCUGACUGAUGUGCUGUCCCAUGUGGCCGAAGAAAACCAGCGGCGUGACUCUGAGCUCCGCCCCAGCAGUGUCCGCCUGCAGUGCCUCCGCUGCAGGUCAGAGUUCACGCUCCAAGGAGGGGCCGCCAAGGAGGAGGCUGGAGGGAGGAGCGGGGAUGAUGAAGGCACAGAAAGCAGUAACAUUUGUCCAGACUGUGGCAGCGAUCAUGUGGUCCAGCUCGCCGUCCAGUCAGCUCCAUACACCAGCACCCCGAUCCGCCAGUCAUCGAGACCGGACAGCGAGGACGAUCAUCUGGAUUUGUCUCAGAGCCUUCGGAGCAUCACUAAGGAUGAUCAAACAGACGCCAGCAUCAGCAGCAGCCCGCUACACGAAUCCACGGCAAACACGGAGGAUCAAACCUUCGUUACUGCACAGGGAAGCACCUUCUACAUCGGGGACGGGCAGGGCGACACGUCCAGCUCCAGCGUCUUCUACAACACAGAGUCCCAGAGUAAGGAGGAGCUGGCCGGGAGCUACCACUACAGCGCUGCAGGUGCUACUCCACCUGAAGUCCCUGCACAGCCUGCAGGAAGAGCCAACCUGACUGACGGCCUGGACCUCCUGACUGAGGACUACGAUGCGGUGGACCAUCGGCUGCAGCUCUUCCUGGACGUGGAGAUCUUUGAGGAAGAGGAGCACCUUCAUUCUUUCUUAAAGAUGUCGGCUGUCAAAUUCGGGGAGCCGGGGGAGGUCCCCUCUCUGCUGGUGGUGUCAAACAAGAGGAUCUAUUUCUUGGAGUUGAUGCCAGAAACACGAGGCCAGCUCUCGGAUUGGCUGCAGAAGCGGGACAGCCACCCAAUCAUCGAGCUCAGCUACCUAGAAGUUGGGCUCGGCUCUCAGACCAUACACAUGGAAUUCAGUGGCGGCGGCAGCAGCAGCAGCGGGGGCGUGGCCUAUACUCUGCUGGUUCGAGACAGCCUACGAUGCAAGCGGUUCUUUGGCUUGUUGACAGGAAUCGUCCGUGAGAUGGCCCACGACUCCGACAGCAAGCUGCAGUCCAUCUCCACCACCAGGCUCAACCCUCAGCACCACCUCUGGCCGCUGGUGUGUGAAGACAUCCAGGCAGACGUGGAGGACGGUCAGCUGCAGUUUUUCUACAUGCUGGCUUUCAUCCUGCAAGAGGAUCUGUGGACCCCCCUUACAGUCCUCGCAACCCGGGAAACCCUGUACCUCCUCAGAGAGGACCACCAGUGGACCAAAGGCUCGAACGGCCAGACAACAAACGAGGACAAAGAACCGAGCAGCGGGAGCGUGACUGUGUUAGAGACACAGCCAAUCAGCUGCGUGAGCUCCGUCCAGCUGUGGCCGUCUGAUCAGUGCAGGGUGGACAUCCAGCUUUACGACGAGACUGUGAAACAGGAGAAGACGUGGUGUGUGCACUCAGAGAGCACGGAGCUCCUCCAGGGUCUGCUGGCCUGGGUCAGAGCGCAGUGGGAGGCCAUGUUCGGCGUAAAACUGGACACACGCUUGCAGGACAAAGCAGCAUAACGGGGACGGGCACAUGUUACAGACUCUGUGGUUGUGUGUGUUUGUGUGUGUGUGUGUGUCUUGUGAGCAUUGUUUGCAUGUUGGUACUGGGAAACGUUAAGUGAGCGUGAGUGAGUUUGUCUUUAUUUUCUCUCCAUGCAGUCUGCACUCAGUCUGCUCUCAUUAAGCUUUCUUUCAAGCCAAGAGCUUGGAAAUGAUUGCGCUCAUUCAUGUGGUACACAAGCCUGUAAAAGCACUGGUUGCAUAAUUCUGCCCUCCAGAUACCAACCCACUGGACUUCUCUACAGCUGAAAUGGAGUGUGCCUUGUUUUCUCUGCAGCUGCUGUGUUAUUUCUGCUGAAAUGCACCUGAAUGCAUCGCAAAUUGUUCUUCAGUCACCGCGCCGGAUUCAGGGUUUUGGGAGCUCAGUGAGCGUCGAGUUGAGCUUGACGGAAGCCCUUCCUUGCCGUCUUGAGGGUGCACUGAGUUGUGACAUCACGCGCUCAACACGAGGAAAGGGGGGCGCUCCCGAGAGGUCAGAGCUCACGACACUUGUCAUCGGGGGUCACAAAACACCUUUCCUCCCUAAUUAGGGUCUUGUGAUGUCUCUGCAAUGCAUCAUGGGAGCACUAAAGGAUGCCACAAGUGCAAAUCUGACACUCAAGAGUAAACAGUUCCAUUAUUAUCUUCAGAGCGUUGGAGCAGGUGUUUACGUCUGUCGUUUCCUAACAUGAGUGUGUUUCAGUUAAUGAUUUUCUCUGUUCUUCAUGGUACUAAAUCUUAGUUUCUCUGUGUAUGACCUGGUUUAAAAAUGUAUUGAGAAAUGUAGCUGCAUGAGUUUGGUUUGUAGCCACUAGUAUGUUAAUCAAUACAUGUUCCCCUUCAUGCAAAGAUGCAGUAAAGAUCAAAUCUAACUCCUCCCCGGUGAUUCAUGUUAACAUCUUUGACUUAAUUUAUUUUUUGUCAGCAUUUUUUUCAUUUUGGGAUAAAGCACAAAGUGUUUAUUUUUAUAUAUAAAUAUGAAACAUCUGAUG